CGACAAUUAACUAGCCGUAGGUGGUAGAACGCGUCUAUCUAACAAAUUGUAGUUAGAAAAAAGAAUUUUGAAAUAACUUACAAUUAGUAUGGUGCAUUUGUUUGAUUUUAUAACUGAAUAUGAAUGAAUAAAUCACACUCUUUUAUUUAUAAGUAAUAAUAAAAUAAGUAACAAUGACUGACGAAGUAAUAAAACAUUCUGUGCACACACUAGUGUUUCGUUCUUUGAAAAGAUCCCAUGAUAUGUUCUUAGCAAAUCAAGGAAUGCUACCACCGAUCGACGAAAAAGCGGAGAAAAUACUUAGAGCUACUAAAACACGGGAUAGUUAUGGACUUGUCAUGUCAGCUGUACAAAAGGCACAAGCCAUCAAACAACAGGAAGCGAGCUUGAGCCGCCCAGAAACUCCCCAUGACACAGAAAUAGCGGAAUCUGCAGCCAUUGCUUCAGAUGGAGCCAUGCUUCCAUAUAGUGGGCCUGCUCCUACAAAUACAGCAAUCACACCCCUACCAAGGAAAGCUCCAGUAAUGCCGAGGCCCAAGUGGCAUGCCCCAUGGAAACUGUUCAGGGUUAUAUCUGGACAUCUUGGAUGGGUCCGUUGUGUUGCUGUGGAGCCAGGGAAUGAAUGGUUUGCUACUGGUAAAGUAUAUUGA
Messenger RNA from Zerene cesonia (dogface butterfly), 650 nucleotides. Its product is annotated as pleiotropic regulator 1-like. Gene Ontology annotation, biological process: mRNA splicing, via spliceosome. NCBI's taxonomy places the organism in Eukaryota, Metazoa, Arthropoda, Insecta, Lepidoptera, Pieridae. Gene Ontology annotation, cellular component: Prp19 complex; precatalytic spliceosome; catalytic step 2 spliceosome. The transcript has 3 exons. The coding region runs from base 174 to 650 and encodes 158 amino acids. The record is from RefSeq and is a predicted model, not a curated record. Gene Ontology annotation, molecular function: protein binding.